Messenger RNA from Sungouiella intermedia, 972 nucleotides. Lineage: Eukaryota; Fungi; Ascomycota; Pichiomycetes; Serinales; Metschnikowiaceae. The record is from the annotation of a GenBank genome assembly.
AUGAUCCAGUUCCAGUUUAUGGCACCUUGGAUUCCCACAUUCUCGGCCGCCUUGGAGGCCGAACAAGCCGCUAAAGAUAAUAAACCACCGUUUGUGCUGUUUACAUUGGCCACCGUUGACAAGGAUGGCUUUCCACACAAUAGAACUAUGGUGUUCCGAGGGUUUCUCUUCGACAACAAGUCUAAUAACGUGUUGACGUUCUGUACCGAUAGAAGAAUGAAGAAGUACGAGGAGCUUCUUGCCAACGAUAAGUUUGAGGCGGUGUUCUACUUCGAAAAAAUCAAGAAACAGUUCCGUUUGCGUGGCCGUGCAAGGCUCAUUGACCAAGACCACUACCCGGUCUUGGACUUGACCACCAUUCAGCCACGUCACAUCAUUGAAACAAGCAUCCAGUCCAUGGAAAACUCCAGCGAUGAGUCCGGAGAUGAGUUGGAAUUGGCAGUGGCCGCCAAACCUCAGCCUAAGUUCAAGAAGAGCCACGAAACCCUUACACAAACCGCCACACCGGAUGACUCGGGCGAUACAGAGCCUCUUGGGCCCCAAAGAACGCCCUUGCCAUACCCAAUAGUAUCGCCGACGCUAUUGGACCAGUUGCUUCACGAGAAUGAACACAACAACUCAUUUGUAUCCUACUCAAACUUGCACGAGCUUGGUCUGUUGGACCUCACAGCCCCCACUGACGAGGAGUGGGAUGGGGAGAUUUCGCGUGUGUGGCAGCUGCUUUCUAAAGGGCUCAAGCUGUCCUUUAGACGCCCUGCGCCUUUGCUGCCCAUGGACGACACUAAUCAGAACUUGGUAGAUAAGAUCCUGAGAGGUGUGGAUGGAAAGAAAGAGGAGACAGGCUUGAAGAACUUUGCUGUUGUUGGAAUGUUCGUUGACCAUGUCGAUUAUUAUGACAUGGAGAAGAACAGGAGGUAUCUUUACGACAAGGAUCAGGCAUACGUUUGGAACGAGAUGGAGGUAUGCCCAUGA